Molecule: messenger RNA, 1069 nt
Organism: Tyto alba (common barn owl)
Lineage: Eukaryota; Metazoa; Chordata; Aves; Strigiformes; Tytonidae
Product: transgelin-2-like
Exons: 5
Coding region: 139-738 (199 amino acids)
Molecular function (GO): protein binding
Source: RefSeq, a predicted model, not a curated record
GACCCGCCCCGGGAGCGGGCGGUACCGGGCCGCCCCCGGCCGCGCUGACAUCAGCCGUGAAAAGGGCGCGGGCGGCGGCAUCCGCCACCACCGCGCCGGGACCGCGGGAUCGGCCGCAGACCCCCCCCCUCCAUCAGCAUGGCAAACCGGGGACCAUCGUACGGCCUGAGCCGGGAGGUGCAGCAGAAGAUCGACCGGCAGUACGACCCCGAGCUGGAGCAGAUCCUGGUGCGGUGGAUCCUGGCCCAGUGCGGCGGGGAUGUCGCACAGCCGGCGCCUGGCAGGGACGGCUUCCAGCAGUGGCUGAAGGACGGCACCGUGCUGUGCCGGCUCAUCAACAGCCUGCACCCGCGGGGCCAGGGGCCAGUGGCCAAGAUCCAGGCGUCCGCCAUGGCCUUCAAGCAGAUGGAGCAGAUCUCGCAGUUCUUGCAGGCGGCCGAGCGCUACGGCAUCGCUGCCACAGACAUCUUCCAGACGGUCGACCUCUGGGAGGGGAAGAAUAUGGCAUGCGUGCAGAGGACCCUGAUGAACCUGGGCAGCCUGGCUGUGGCCAAGGGCGACGGGAUCUUUGUGGGAGACCCCAACUGGUUCCCCAAGAAGUCGCAGGAGAACCGUCGCGUCUUCUCGGAGGACAAGCUGAAGGAGGGGCAGAGCGUCAUCGGGCUGCAGAUGGGCACCAACCGCGGCGCCUCGCAGGCUGGCAUGACGGGCUACGGCAUGCCCCGCCAGAUCCUCUGAGCACGCGGACCCCCGCCCUGCCUGCAAGGGGCCCCCCGGGGCCGGCCCCCACCCUGCCUUAACUCCCCCCCCACGGACCAGCCGGGUGCCCCCAGCCCGGGCGCCCACCCCUCCGCCGCCAGUAUUUCCAGGACCAAAAUCUUUUUUUAUAAUUAUUAUUAUUUUGUUGGGUGCGGGCGGCGGGUGGGGGCAUUUUCACGCCGCCCGCCCCCCCACCGCUGUGCCUACAUCCCCCCAGUGCCUUGGGGGCCGCCGUACCCCCCAGCCCCGUUGCUGUGUGGGAGGGGGGGAGGCGCCCCCCCACCCCAAUAAACAAUUCCUCUUCUUUCUA